AUGGCAGUCACAGUGGUACCUGUAAUUCAAGCAGGUAAGGGCUGGAAGGGCACUGGCUUCUUUGCCAUAUCUGUUGUGGUUGGUAUCACACCUGAAAUGCUUCCCAAGGUUGUGGCCGCCAAUUUUGCACACUCGGCUGUGCGAGUGGCACGUAAAAAAGUGAUUGUCAAAGUUUUUGAGGCGAUUCAAAGCCUUGGUGCUGUCAAUAUCCUCUGCUCAGAUAAGACGGGCACUCUGACAAUCGACCUUGUCCGAGUAUCUGGCUCGACUCCCGGUUCUGGGGAGCCUUCAGAUCUGCCCAUUAAGCUAGCCUAA
Messenger RNA from Laccaria bicolor S238N-H82, 315 nucleotides. Its product is annotated as Ca-transporting ATPase, truncated. The record is from RefSeq and is a predicted model, not a curated record. The transcript has 3 exons. Gene Ontology annotation, molecular function: P-type sodium:potassium-exchanging transporter activity. NCBI's taxonomy places the organism in Eukaryota, Fungi, Basidiomycota, Agaricomycetes, Agaricales, Hydnangiaceae. The coding region runs from base 1 to 315 and encodes 104 amino acids. Gene Ontology annotation, biological process: intracellular potassium ion homeostasis; potassium ion import across plasma membrane; intracellular sodium ion homeostasis.